This is a messenger RNA of Darwinula stevensoni, 978 nucleotides long. Lineage: Eukaryota; Metazoa; Arthropoda; Ostracoda; Podocopida; Darwinulidae. The record is from the annotation of a GenBank genome assembly.
AUGUUCCCCUCCCCGUCGACCUGCGUGAAGCCCAGCACCUACCCCACCUUCAACGGCACCCGCUACCAACAGCUGAAACAGCUCCACGCCUACCUGGAUGUAUGCGACAUCCCCUUCGAACGGGAGAACCUCCCUUACUCGUACGUCUUCGAGUGGGAGCUCGCCGGCCGCCAAGCGGAGUACGCCCAGCGAUGGUUCAUGGACUACUGGACCGUCUCCUUCGUCUUCGUCGCCCUCUACCUGAUCCUCGUGUUCUGGGGUCGACGAUGGAUGGCGUCUCGUCCGGCCUACGACCUGCAGAAACCCCUCAUCGCCUGGAACUUGUUCCUCUCCGUCUUCAGCAUCUUCUCGGCCUAUAGAGCCGUCCCCGAGAUCUACCGGACCGUCAGAGACGAUUCCCUCUACUUCUCCAUGUGCUUGGGAUACCACCUGCGACACAACCCGGUGGUUUCGGUGUGGGGGAUCCUGUUCGUCGUCUCGAAGGUGGUGGAACUGGGAGACACGGCGUUCAUCGUCCUCCGGAAGCAGCGUCUCCUCUUCCUCCACUGGUACCAUCACGUCACGGUGCUCCUGUACGCCUGGUACUCCUGCGCGCAGGGAGUCCCCACCGGCCGCUUCUUCGUCACCCUCAACGCCUUGGCUCACGCCUUCAUGUAUCCCUACUAUACCGCACGGGCGGCGAAGAUCCACGUUCCCCGCCGUCUCGCCAUGUCCAUCACCCUCUUCCAGAUCACCCAGAUGGCGUUCGGGAUCUACGCGAACGCCUACGCCUACUUCGCUCGGAAGCUCGGCCUCCACUGCGAGACCCCGUGGGAGAACAUCUACGUCUCCGCUCUCAUGUACCUCUCCUACUUCCUCCUCUUCCUCAACUUCUUCGUCGACGCCUACGUCAGACGCAGCUACGGCAGAGCGAAGGUGGCCGCGGCCAAAGGAAAGAACAUCGGGGAGGAGCUCGUCGAGUAUCUCAAGAUCAACUAA